Molecule: messenger RNA, 1634 nt
Organism: Colletotrichum godetiae
Lineage: Eukaryota; Fungi; Ascomycota; Sordariomycetes; Glomerellales; Glomerellaceae
Product: BRCA1 C terminus domain-containing protein
Exons: 2
Coding region: 322-1494 (390 amino acids)
Biological process (GO): Golgi to plasma membrane transport; conjugation with cellular fusion
Cellular component (GO): trans-Golgi network; exomer complex
Molecular function (GO): protein dimerization activity
Source: RefSeq, a predicted model, not a curated record
GUCUGGAGCUGCCAACCUGGUAAUUAACUGUGACUGGCGUUUGUACCUCUCUCGAUCCAGCAUAUGUGUCUCGCAUACACAAGCAUCGCUGGCAACAAUUUCAUGCUCACCCACCUGGCCACCUCCAUACCGAACCCAUCGCGAUAACCCGCCCUUGGAACCGAGCCGAGACGAAAGACCUACGGAAUCGGCACCCGACCCUGCGCAAUUGAACCAACAUACCCCCCUUGGCCGAAGACGGGAAACACAAACAACCUUACAAUUACGUACCACGCUUCGAAAACCGGGAAGAAGCAUCAACACCAGCAGGCACAGUUCACGAUGCUCGUCUCAUUGACCGUCGGCAAGGUUGACGCCGGCGUCACGGUUCUUCUGACGCCGGACAAGCGUUUGAUCGAGUUCCCGUCUAUCCUGCUCCCUCCCAACAUCUCCUCCGGCAGCAUCGUCGACAUCACCGUCGCCCGUAACCUAGGCUCAGAGGCCAAGACCGAGCAUGCCUUCCGCGAGCUCCAGGACCGCAUCUACUCGUCCUUUGGCGCCAGCUCGCCCACGACACCCGUCCUGCGCUGCCGCAACGCGACCCAGACCUCCGUUGUCCUCGAAUGGGACCCCAUCGAGCUCGCCACCGCCGACAUCCUCUCCCUCUCCCUCCACCGCAACGGCCAAAAGGCCGGCAACAUCCCCCGCCCUCUGCAGAUGCACAGCACAAAGAUUAGCGGUCUUGCUGUCGACACAGACUACACCUUCCACCUCGUCCUGCGCACCACCGCCGGCACCCUCAGCUCCGAAAAGGUCACCGUGCGCACCCACAAGAUGACGGAUCUCAGCGGCAUCACCAUCACCACGGGCAUCAUGCCCCCUGCCACCAGAGAGGCGCUUUCCGCGGCGGUCGACCGUAUCGGCGCCAAGAUUGUCGACAGCGUCCGCAUUGAUACGACGCACUUUGUCACCACCGAGGGCCGCGGCCUGGCGUGGGAGAAGGCCGUCGAGACCAACAUUCCCGUCGUGCGCCCCGAGUGGGUUGAAGCGUGCGAGAAGAACGGACGCAUCCUGGGUGUGACAAAGUUCUACCUCGACGCCCUUAGACCCGGACCCUCGAGCGACGAACUCCAGCAGACGCCCCAGCCGCAACAGACACCACCGACGCAGAAGGAGCUGCCGACACCCCCGGCCGCCAGCACGCCAGAGGGCAACGGUGAUGCGGCUGCCACGUCGUCCGUCAAGUCCCCCGAAGUCGAGAACCCCCUCAGCAAGGCGGAAGAAGAGCCGGCUUCCGGCGACGAAGAGAGAGAGGCGGAACAGAAGCGGAUUGUGGACCAAGAGGAGCAAAAGGUGCGGCUGGAAGACAAGGACGAGCAGAACCUCGCGCACCGGCCAAAGGAGGAGUCGGACGAGGACAGCGAGGACGGCAAGGGAGACGAGGACAAUCCGACAAAGGGGGAGAAGCCGGGCGUCUCUCCUGACGGCGCAUCCUUCCAGGAUGUAGCCUUGUGAGGCGGGGGUUCAUCUCGUGUUUGAGGGAUGAGAAUGAUUGGAGGUGAUUCGGAAGGAGUUCUUUCACAGCACGGAGUUACCCAGAGAUGUCGUCGCGUCUCGUGUACAACUAGCCGUUUCUUCACGACUUUUAUAGAAUC